AUGUCUUCAUGGACUGAAUCGCCGUGCGCACUUCAGCAGCUCAGUAAACGCGAAGUCAACAUGUCGUCCUUGUUGUUUGAACUCUUGACUGUCUCGCUUGGUCGCAUUCUUGCAACCUUCGGAAGUACAGAUGAAACGAUUGUUCAGGUUCAGUACGGACAAAAAAACUCGGACCUACCUAGCCACCCACGACCUGUGAGGACUAAAUCGAAAUCCCUGAUCUCAACUGAAGCAACCAAUCUGUAUGCUUUGACUGACGUGUAUCACAAAGCGCUUGAGGUGCAUGGUAGCACUGAAGCCUUGGAAUCUCAUCGAAGGCCUCUUAUUUCUAUGACGAAUGAAUUGACUGAUGCUGAACGAAUGCGCAUGAGAAUGAGGGUUGAAAAAACAUCUGCUAGCAAAGGUGCGGAUAGAGUUGUUGCCAUCGCAUUCGCGCUGAAUUGCUGUGAUGCUGCUUGCAAGUAUGCUGCUGCAUAUAUGACUGGUUCAAAGUCCUUGUUUGCCGAAGCAAUCCACAGCACUAUGGACACGUGCAGCCAACUGAUUCUUCUGAUGGGUAUUCGCUAUUCAGCUAGAAAUCCAGAUCUCAAGUUUCCAUACGGUUAUGGGAAUAUGCGGUAUGUUACUUCACUGAUCUCUGGGUGCGGUAUAAUGGCCUUUGGUUGCGGUCUAUCCAUUUAUCAUGGGAUUUCUGGACUACUACAUCCAGCGGAGCUGGAACCGCUAAACUAUGCUUACUACGCUUUAUUUCUGUCGUUUUGUUUCCAAGGCACAUCGGCAUUUAAUGCUUAUAGAGAAGUGAUUUCAAAAUCAAAACGAGCUGGUAUCAGUAUUAUUAAUUAUGUUCGUACCUCAGCUGAUCCAUCUCUCAAUGUGGUCUUGCUGGAAGACACAGCAGCUGUCUCUGGAGUGGCAAUAGCUUUAUGUGCUGUAUCAUUGUCCUCGUUGCUUGACUCACCCAUACCCGACUCAAUUGGAUCGAUACUUAUAGGAUGUUUACUAGGUACUGUUGCUUCCUUCAUUAUCCGCACAAACGCCGCCCAUCUUGUCGGAAGGAGUCUUCCACAACGGAUUACUGAUGAUAUCGUGUGUCGUUUGAACAAUGAUCCGGUGAUACGAUCAGUACACGAUGUGAAAGCGACUGCUUUGGGCGUUGAACAGUCACGUUUCAAAGCCGAAUUGGAUUUUGAUGGUCGUGCAAUCACCCGCGCCUAUUUGCACCAUAACCUGUGUAUCUUGAUGGUGAAGAAGAAUAGUAUUAAUGCGACAGCGGUACCAAUACCAACCAUUGGAUCAUAG
Molecule: messenger RNA, 1299 nt
Organism: Cylicocyclus nassatus
Lineage: Eukaryota; Metazoa; Nematoda; Chromadorea; Rhabditida; Strongylidae
Source: the annotation of a GenBank genome assembly